AUGCGCUCUCAGCUCUGGAUCUCAGUACUCCUGGGACUCGUUCUGGGAGUGAUAUUCCAAACUUCCGCACAGGACUAUCGGGUCAUUUGUGGAAAACGAAAAGUGAAAACAAGCUACCUUAUUCUAAAUGGGCUGGAUGCAAAGCCGGGACACUGGCCAUGGCAUGCAGCCAUUUACUAUAAGAAAAACGAUAACGUGUUUGACUAUAAAUGCGGUGGAUCGAUUAUAGACGGAGACACCAUCCUAACAGCCGCCCAUUGUGUCUUCCAGACUGGUGUGAUAAGGGCAAGCAAAGUCUCAAUCCAAGUCGGCCGUAUCCAUAUUACGGAAGAAACAGACUACACGCAGAUACAUGAUGCACGGGAAAUAAUAGUGCAUCCUAAAUUUAGAUCAGAUCAAAUUUACAACGACAUCGCUCUAAUCAAACUGGCAACGAGCAUCAGCAUGACGAAGUUUGUGCAACCUGUUUGCUUGUGGAAUUUGGACAUUAAUUCAAACCCAAUCGUCGGUAAGAACGGUACCAUCGUCGGGUUCGGGUUGACUGAAGCGAAUACCGUAUCAGAGACUUUGAAGCAAACGUUAGUUGGUGUCGUUGAUGGAUUGACUUGCGUGGAGCAGGAUCGUGAAGUAUUUGGUAAUCAGCUUACAACCGAAAUGAUUUGUGCCAGGGGACAGGAAGGUGCUGCUGCUUGCAGAGGAGACAGCGGUGGUGGCAUGUUUUUCGAAAUCGAAGGCAAAUGGUUUGUUCGUGGUAUUGUAUCUUUUACACCACGGUUAACUAACGACUUCCUGUGCGAUGCAUCAGCAUACACUGCCUUCACUGACGUCGCAAAAUACUUUGACUGGAUAAAGGAUUAUGUUGAUCCUCUUGUGUUGUCCGUUAGCGCUGAUACUAUUGAAGUUGAUUACGAUGAUAAGCUUAAGCUAUUUGAUCUGAACACGUGUGGUAUCGUGUCGAACACGGUUGUUGCUGAUGGUGAACGCUGGACAUUACCCUGGCUCGGAUUUGUGGGCAUCUAUAAAUCCUCGAAUAGUACGAUCGAUAAAAGAUGUGUAGUUACGUUACUAAAUGAAUGGUACGCUGUCGGACCGGCACAUUGCUUCGAAAACGACGGCUUGGAACGAAGAGUACUUUUUGGAGGUAAUACAGAACUGACGGAACCGAGGUGUGACGAUCGCAAGAGACCCUGUGAAAGUCCAACACAAAUGCAUCAAAUUCAACGAAUCAUCAUCCAUCCAACGUACAGCCUCAAUAAUACUGCCGACGACAUAGCACUUAUUGAGUUGCUUAACCCAGCGGAUACAACACAACCGAAUGUACACCCAAUCUGUAUACCCAUUAUACCCAAACUGCGCACCAACUUUACAGGAGACCUUUCAAUUGCGUCCCAUGUGUCUUCUCCACCUGCCUUUGCGAGCAAACCAGUCGAUUACAUCAGUGCUGAGGACUGUACUGAUGAGUAUGCCCGAGAAGAGUUCCCUCUGUUCCUCGAAAGUAAGCGACUUUGCACCUUAAUCACUAAAAGAGCGGCAAAGGACUGCAUUCAGCUGAAAGCAGGAGUUCCACUCCAGCAGCUGAGGAGGUUCAACGGAAGAAGGCAAUAUUUUCUACGAGGCUUCGAUUUAUUUGGUCUUGCGUGUUCAACAUCGCUGCCGUCCGUUUAUAGCAACAUAAACAACUAUCUGGACUGGAUACUGUACAACAUGAGACACGAUAUAUUGGAUAUAACUGAUGAAACUCCAAAAGUCGAAGACUCUGAUAUAGAGAAAAGUUGGAAUACACUAUACGAUGAUCCGGAGCUCGAAAAACUAUCCCUGUUCAAUCUAGAUACGUGUGGAGUUACGUCGCUGAACGUCGAUACGGUCGAUGAACGCACGUUCUAUCCCUGGAUGGGAUUAUUGGCAACGCACAAGAACACUAUGGAGGCAGUAUCGUACAUCGAAAGUGCGAUUACUUUGAUCAGUGACAGAUACGCAUUGGUUCCAGCUCACAUUGUAAGCAACUCUGUGUCAUGGCGUUUCGUUAUUCUAGGAUACUGCAAUUCUUUGCUUCUAGUAAAUUGUGUCAAUUCCCCGUGCGAUCACUUAUUCAACAAAGUAGAAAUCAAGAACAUACUCAUCCAUCCUUUGUACGAAGGUGACCCCAAGAGCCACAAUAUCGCACUGAUAGAGUUUAUGAAUCCAGCGGAUCUAACCCAUCGCUAUAUCAAUCCUAUAUGCUUGCCUCUGACCGAAGAGUUGCGCAAUCGCAAAGCGUCGGAAUUGACUUUAGUUCCUUUUCGAAACUAUGAUAACGAGAUUAGAAAUUUAACGCUAAUACCUCCCUCCACUUGUCAAGAACGGUUUGCACAGGAGGGAUUCGUAACCACCCUUAAAACAGCUCCACUAUGCGCCGAAGAUACGAACAAAGCUAUCACAGAUCGAGUGUACCUCAAAUCCGGUGCAAUGUUGCAAACUUCAUCACGGAUUGGCGAAAAAGAUCGAUACUUCCUCAGGGGCAUAAACAUAAUGAACGACACUCUGAAAGAAGGAUAUGAAUACAUACCGUAUUCAUUUACGGACAUCGACCUUUACCUUGACUGGAUUUUAGAAAACAUGCGUCAGGAAAAUUACCAGGAUAGAAUCGAUGCAAACGAUCUAGAUGAGGGUCAAUCCAUAGACUUUGGUCCAGUAAACCUUCCUGCAUUAAGAUCUCGUUCUAAGAAGAGAUUAAUUAACCUUAAUACGUGUGGAGUGUAUCCAGAUACCAAAAAUACGAUGAACAGGCUCUACUCACCUUGGUUGGGAUAUGUGACAGCUCAUCCGGAUCCGAAAGAUCUACUGUGUAUGGUAACAUUGGUAAGCGAAUGGUAUGCCGUGGGUCCAGUUCACACGCUAAUUGAUCGUACGGACCUCAAAUUGCAGGUUGGCAGUAUGUUCGACUCAUCCGAUGUGGUGUGUGAAGAUGGCGACCAGUCUACGCUAUGCGUUCCUGAAUUGCAGAAAAUCCCAGUACAGCGAAUGAUUGUUCAUCCGCAGUACAACCGUUCCGAUAACAGCAACGACAUUAUGUUGCUGGAGCUGUCUCGACCAGUGAGAAAUCCUCAGAUAAACCCGGUCUGCCUGCCGGUCGACAAUCAGAUUCGCAGCUACGACAUUUCAAACUUGAGGGCCCACGCCUUCAACUUGCUCACACUGAACUUCGUGGCUAGGAAGCUGGACGAACACACGUACUUUACUUCCUCCGAGUGUCAAACGCGAUGGAACAAACUGGCACUGAAUUGGGAGCUCGAAAAUGUCACACAAUGCAUAAUGGCGCAAUACUCACCAAACACCGAAUGUUUGACUUCUCUUCCAGGGUUUCCAAUAUACACGGCCCAAAAAAUUAAUGGAGUCGAAAGACACUUUCUGCGCGGAUUUGCAAAAGCAUGGCCAGUUUUUUGCAGUAAAUACUAUCCGGUCAUUUAUACUAACAUCGACACUUACCUGGACUGGAUACUGGAAAAUAUGGACGGAAGCUUAAAUUACAAAAAAUUGUCUUUCGAUCUACAAAGCAGACUACAACUUGUGUAG
Anopheles marshallii is the source of this 3552-nucleotide messenger RNA. RefSeq lists its product as uncharacterized. NCBI's taxonomy places the organism in Eukaryota, Metazoa, Arthropoda, Insecta, Diptera, Culicidae. The record is from RefSeq and is a predicted model, not a curated record. The coding region runs from base 1 to 3552 and encodes 1183 amino acids. Gene Ontology annotation, biological process: proteolysis. Gene Ontology annotation, molecular function: serine-type endopeptidase activity. The transcript has 5 exons.